This is a messenger RNA of Dipodomys ordii (Ord's kangaroo rat), 1033 nucleotides long. It is a transcript of the gene Il24, whose product is annotated as interleukin 24. The coding region runs from base 236 to 787 and encodes 183 amino acids. Lineage: Eukaryota; Metazoa; Chordata; Mammalia; Rodentia; Heteromyidae. The transcript is spliced from 5 exons. The record is from RefSeq and is a predicted model, not a curated record.
CAUGACCUAAUUACAUCUUACAGGUGAAUACGUCACAAAGGGGAUUAAGUUCCAAUGUGAGUUUUGGUGGGAAUCUGCAAACCACGGCACUAGGCUAGACUCAGAUUCCCCAAUCCAUGUACUCCUGAGGCUGGCUUGGGCAGACUGGAGGAGCAUUAUUCUGAGGACACAGUGCUCCUGGUUCGAGGUCUGUCUCUUGUUUCAUCCAAUCCUCCCGCCUUUUCCUUUGCUACAGAUGGGCUUCGGGCUGCAGAUAGCUGCCACCCUUUGGCUCAGCCUAAUCCUGCCUGUGGGGAGCCAAGUGCCAGAGUUCCGGGCCUACGAAUUCCACUUUGGGCCCUGCCACGUGGAAGGGGUAGCUCUUCUAGAGCUGUGGAAGGCCUUCGGGGCCAUGAAGGACAUUGUGGUGACUCAAGAUAAGAUCAUGAGUGUCCGGCUCUUGAAACAGGAGGUUUUCCAGAACGUCUCGGAUGCUGAGAGUUGUUACCUCGCCCACGAGCUGCUGAAGUUCUAUUUGCACACCGUUUUCAAAGACUACUACCACAAAGUCGUGGAGUUCAAGAUCAUGAAGUCAUUCUCCACCCUCGCCAACAACCUUUUUGUCAUCAUGUCAAAACUGCAACCCAGGCAGGAAAAUGAGACAGUUUCCAUUAGAGAAAGUGCCCAUAGACGGUUCCUGCUGUUCUGGAGUGCAUUUAAACAGUUGAACACAGAAGCAGCUCUGACCAAAGCCUUUGGAGAAGUGGACAUUCUCUUGACCUGGAUGGGGAAAUUCUACCGUCACUGAAUGCCUCGUCCAGGAUACCCUCCUUCUCUUUUCAAGAUACGAUUGCUUCCUGUGCUUUCCUCUGGGCACUGCACCCUUGACAAUGUGCCCCCUUGUCUGCCCAGGCUUGUCUUCACAGGACUUCAUUUCCCAGUAGCCCAAACACCACUCAUGGAAGUCACCUUGGGAAGCUGAGAGGAAACCACUUAGUGGAUUCCUAUAUUUAUCACAACGCUAUUUAAGUACUGUAUUAUAACUGACUCUAUU